Messenger RNA from Phanerochaete carnosa HHB-10118-sp, 838 nucleotides. RefSeq lists its product as uncharacterized. Bases 95 to 559 code for a protein of 154 amino acids. The record is from RefSeq and is a predicted model, not a curated record. Lineage: Eukaryota; Fungi; Basidiomycota; Agaricomycetes; Polyporales; Phanerochaetaceae. The transcript has a single exon. Gene Ontology annotation, cellular component: elongator holoenzyme complex; cytoplasm; transcription elongation factor complex. Gene Ontology annotation, biological process: tRNA wobble uridine modification.
CCCGCCGCCCUGUCGGUAACAUUUGGAUCUCGAUCGCCCACCUCAGAAGCGCCCAAUCAUCGUCUUGCGAGCUCGCCUCCAGGUCUCGCCCAAAAUGUCUUCUUUCAAAAGAAAAACCGUCUUACAACAGACCGAAGUCCCAGUCGGCACAAAGUAUCUGCCAGGCUCGCCGAACGUCUUCAUCACCUCGACUGGUAUCCCCUCUCUCGACGACAUCCUCGGAGGUGGCCUGCCCUUGGCUUGUUCGCAGCUCAUCCUCGCGCCAGAUACGCACUCUGCCUACGGGGAACUCGUGCAAAAGUAUUUCAUCAGCCAAGGUCUUGCCUCCGGACAGGACGUGUGCGUCGUGCAUGAGCAUCCGCGGCAGUUCGUCGAGACAUGCAUGUGGACGCCCAGAGGGCCCUCGGCCGCUGCUGCUUCAGUGGACGACGGUGUAGAGGAGGAACCGGAGGGCGAGGACUCGAAGAUCAAGAUUGCAUGGAGGUACGAGCAGAUGAAGCAAUUUCAGACGACUGUCUCAACCUCUGAUCAGUAUGUCCUAGUCUCACGCAGUCAGUAGGUGCUGAAACGAUGACUGUGGCUGCCGCAGAUCCGGGGACAACUACUGCCAAAUAUUCGACUUAACCUCGAGGGUUCCUGCUACUGUCGUCGACUCUGCAUCCUCAAGCAGGCAGCUUCAGCUGAUUGGAGUCGCUUACUCCGAGGAGCGGCCUCUGCGGCGAGUUCUGAAGCAAGUCAUCGAGCUGCUUGGUCCGGAAGAGACCGAGGUCGUCUCCCGCAAAGCACUGAGGAUUUGCAUACCUGCUCUCGGUUCUCCUGCGUGGGGUGAUGUAGAGCC